AUGGCUCAAAGAUUACAACAUCUUCUUCUCUCUAUAAUCUUCUUAGUUAAUCUGAUUCGCUUUUCAAGUCAACAAGGCUUAAGUUUCGUCUACAAUGGUUUUGACCAAGACCAAGACAAUAUUCACCUUGACGGCGUUGCAAGAAUCCAUAUCCCAGGUGGACUUUUACAGCUAACCGAUGACACGAAGCUGCAAACGGGUCAUGCUUUCUUUAACCGUCCAUUCGAUUUCGAUUCAGCUUCAUCUGAUGAUCAACCUCUCUCUUUCUCGACUCAUUUCGUUUGCGCUCUGGUCCGUAAACCAGGAGAUGAUGGUGGGCAUGGGAUUGCCUUUGUUCUAUCUUCUUCUAUGGAUCUCACAGAAGCAAAUCCAACUCAAUACUUAGGACUAUUAAACACGUCAAGUAAUGGAUAUCAAAUUUUAGCUGUGGAGCUUGAUACCGUCAAAACGGCAGAGUUUGACGACAUCGACAAUAACCAUGUCGGUAUAGACGAAAACAGUCUCAAUUCCGUUGUCUCGGCUUCAGCUUCUUAUUACUCCGACAGAGAAGGGAGGAACAAAAGCUUGACACUCUUGAGUGGUGAUCCUAUGCAUGUAUGGAUUGAUUAUGAAGGCACUCUACUCAAUGUAACAUUAGCUCCUUUAACAGAUGAGAAGCCAAGUAAGCCUCUUUUAUCAAGAAACAUCAAUCUCACAGCAAUCUUCCCGGAUCGAAAAGCAUUUGUCGGAUUUUCAGCAGCAACUGGGACGUUGGUGAGUUAUCAGUACAUCUUAGGGUGGAGUUUCAGCACAAGUAGCGCUUCACUACAGAGCCUUGACAUCUCUAAACUUCCAACGGUCCCUCACCCCAAGAUAAAUAAAGAAACAUCUCCUCUGCAGGCUCUGCUUAUUAUUCUAGUGGUUAUACUCGCGCUUGUGGUAAUGUCUGUUCUCGGAGGUGUGCUUGUGUACAGGAGGAAGAAAUAUGCUGAAGUGAAAGAGCCAUGGGAAAAGCCAUAUGGUCCAAUGCGCUAUUCCUACAAAACCUUGUAUAAAGCAACAAGAGGGUUUAACAAAGACGGUUGUCUCGGGAAAGGCGUCGAAACGGUUUUGAAACUCGGGUUGCUAUGUACAUGCCUUGUACCGGAUUCAAGACCAACAAUGGAACAAGUGGUGCAAUUCAUAAAUAGAUAUCAAACACUGCCUGAUUUCUCUCCGGAUACUCCUGGAAUUGGAGUUUCUAUGCCGGUGUUGACGGGAAUACCUUCUUUGGCCAUCACUUCCACUUCAGAGAUCUCAUCCCCAUCAGUUUCUUCUUCAUCUGCCAAUAAUUCCAUGUUCAUUUCUCACACAAUCAUAUAUGGUGAUGGAAGAUGA
Eruca vesicaria subsp. sativa (arugula) is the source of this 1356-nucleotide messenger RNA. Lineage: Eukaryota; Viridiplantae; Streptophyta; Magnoliopsida; Brassicales; Brassicaceae. The record is from the annotation of a GenBank genome assembly.